Molecule: messenger RNA, 528 nt
Organism: Trichobilharzia regenti
Lineage: Eukaryota; Metazoa; Platyhelminthes; Trematoda; Strigeidida; Schistosomatidae
Source: the annotation of a GenBank genome assembly
AUGGAUAGAAGACCAUCAGGAUUUUCUAAAAUACCUUCAAUUGGAUCACGAUCCGUUCUUAUCGCUAUCGAUGGAUCUGAACAUUCAAAAAAAGCUUUUCAACAUUAUCUGAAAUGGCUUCAUAGACCAGAUGAUACCGUGACAAUAUUUCAUGCUGUAGAACCAAUCUCCCUACCGAGUAUUUCCCUAUCAAAUCCAAUUAGUGUACCAAGUGAUGAAUGGUCAAAUAUUGUACAAGGUAAUGUAAAGCGUGUUCGACAACUUGAAGAUGAUUAUAGUGCGGAGUGUAUAGGUCGUAAUCUAACAUAUCAAUUUCUUUAUGAACCUGUUGAACAUAUUGGUUCAGCGAUUGUACAAAAAGCUGAAAAAUAUCAAGUGAAUUUACUAGUGGUUGGUAGUCGUGGACUUGGUGCUAUCAAACGGACAAUUCUGGGCAGUGUCAGCGAUUAUGUUGUACAUCAUGCGAAUACAGCGGUUUGUGUUGUACCCUAUAUUGAUGAACAGAAAAAUAAUAAUGCGAAAAGUUGA